CUGAGGUUUGUCAAUCCUGCUAAAUUCAGACUUCCGGAAGUAAAGUAGAUUGGAGUAAAAACACAGGGCAGGGUGCUGGACCUGAACUUUCUCCUGUGGAUAAAAAUAAGGAUUCGUGGGUUGACGCAGGGUCCACCAUGGCGAGCGAUAACAAGAAGCCGUCGCUUAAAGAAGACCUGACCUGUUCCAUCUGCUACGAGCUCUUCAGCGACCCCGUCAUGCUGGCAUGCAUGCAUCACUUCUGUCGGGCUUGCAUCUCCACAUACUGGAGGGGUAUCCGGGGUACCGUGUCCUGCCCGCAGUGCAGGCAUGAGUUCCCCGACCGGCAGCUCCAGACCAACUUCCUCGUGUCGGGCAUGGUGGAGAAAGUGAGGGCAAGCUCCGGCGAAGGCUACCAGAAGAACCUACAGAAUCAGCUGAAGGAUUCCCUGGAGUCCCACUGCGCCAAGCGGGAGGAGUACCUGAACAUGAUUCGCCAGGACAAAGAGCAGGUGGACACCAUAAAGAGGGUGGGUGCGGAGCUCCAGGCGCGGGUGCAGGCUGAGUUCCGGGCUCUGCGGGAGCUCCUGCAGCAGGAGGAGCAGGAGGUGCUGGGGGAGCUGCGGCGCGAGCAGGAGGAGCUGCUGGAGCGGGCGGAGCGGAGGCUGGAGCAGCUGCGGGCGGCCGUGCGCGAGGCGGAGGAGAGCGUGCGCGUGCUGCAGCAGGCUGCUGACGCCGUGGAGACCAGCGUGCUGCUGGAGCUUCCGGAGGUGAAUUUCAGGCCCUCCCUGCAGGUGGAGAAGGGGGCGGAGUUUGACGUGAGCGCCUUCGCCGGCAGGUACUCCGGCCCCCUGCAGUACAUCACCUGGAGGAGGAUGUACCGGCUGCUCAGACCAGCCCCCGCUGCUCUGACCUUUGACCCGGAAACGGCUCACCCGAGCCUGUGCCUGUCCCGGGACAAGACCAGCGUGGUGGAGUGCCAGGAGAUGCUGCCGUACAAGCGGAACCCCAAGCGCUUCACGCAGUGCGUCAACGUCCUGGCGGCGCAGGGCUUCCCCUCCGGCCGCCACUACUGGGAGGUGGGCGUGGCCGGGAACGCCAAGUGGGACCUGGGCGUGGCGCUGGAGGCGGUGGACCGGCGUGCCCGGGCCAAGCUGAGCCCGGAGAACGGGUACUGGACGCUGCGCCUGCGCGACGGCGGGCGCUACUGGGCCGGCACGCAGCCCUGGACCCCGCUGCGGGUGGACCCGCCGCCCCGCGCCGUGGGCGUGUUCCUGGACUGCGAGGAGCGCCUGGUGUCCUUCUACAACGCCGAGAGCAUGCGGCUCAUCUACAGCUUCCGCCGCGGCCCCCGCGGCCGCGCCUACCCCUUCUUCAGCACCUGCGUGAGCGAGCGUGGGCAGAAGCCUCAGCCAAUCAAGCUGCUCCAUUUCCCCCAAGACCCCCUCUGAGCACCUCGCCUGACUGGCACGUCACCAUAUUCCAGACUGCUGUUUAAGCCCCCUACAGGCGCUUUCCUGCAUUACAUGCAUUACACAGAGCUCCUGCGAGCCCCCUACAGGCGCUUCCAUGUAUUACACCGAGCUCCUGUGUGCCCCUACAGGCGCUUCCCUGUAUUACACAGAGCUCCUGCAAGCCCCCUACAGGCGCUUCCCUGUAUUACACCGAGCUCCUGUGUGCCCCUACAGGCGCUUCCCUGUAUUACACAGAGCUCCAGUGAGCCCCCUACAGGCGCUUCCCUGCAUUACAUGCAUUACACAGAGCUCCUGCGAGCCCCCUACAGACGCUUCCCUGUAUUACACUGACCUCCCAUGUGCCCCCUACAGGCACUUCCCUGUAUUACACAGAGCUCCUGUGAGCCCCCUACUGGCACUUUGCUGUAUUACACAGAGCUCCCGUGAGCCCCAUACUGGUGUUUCCCUGUAUUACACAGAGCUCCAAUGAGCCCCCUAGAGGUGCUUUCCUGUAUUAUACAGAGCUCCUGUGAGCCCCCUACAGGCGCUUCCCUGUAUUCUAUAGCUCUGCUCAUAGUGCCAUCUAGUGGCACGUCUCUGGAUAACACAGCGCUGGGGAGUGCACCUUAGCGUCUUUGUAUUCUGCGGUUUCAUGGAGGGUUUUCUGCCAGUCACGUCCUCCUCUCUUCCACUGCUUAACUGAGUUAAAUAGCCAAGUGCAUGUCUGUGCCAGCAUGCCUCUCAGUUUACCUUGUGGUCAAAUCUUUAUUUAUUUACAGCAAAAGCCACUGUUCUAAUCCCUGGCAAGCGCUUCCUUGUUUGUUGAAAAUAUUUGAAUAUGCCAAAUGGAGAAAAUAAUUGUUUUAAUUAGCGAAGUUGAUGUGACUGUUAGAGCAGUACACGUGUCUCUGCAGAGCUGAGUUGGAGUCCAUCCAGUGAUUCUCCACAUCAACACCUCCCCCACACCUGCCCUUGGCAGGCAUGCAGUAGUAUGGAUGUAUGCGGGAGUUGUAGUCUUUUCCUUUACCAUGCAUCCAUCAUGUGGUGUGUAAUACUACAUGAGAGGUAGCAUGGCUCAAGUGUGUUAGCGUCAUAAAUCUGAGGUAGAUACCUGAAGUGCGUUAGCGACGUAGCUCACAGUAUGGGCGAUUGAGUGGGUUGUUCUCCUCACUGCAAAGCACUCUGGGGCUGUGUAUCUACAGGUCAGACAAACAUAGAGGUUAUGGUUUAUAGACUGUCGCUAUGUUUCAAGACAUUUAAGAUGCAUGUAUGUGUGAUGUACUUCUUGCACUUUGAAACCACUUUAUGACUGGAAAAUUCUUCGCUUUUAUUCUCCGUAGUACACACACACUCGUUUGAGUCAAGCUGGUCUGCACUACACAUUUUCCUACAGGAACAGCUUGAUUCAGAUUGGCCUUGCUGUAGUAUAAUUGCUUUUCUCAGUUAAUCUCCCAGGUGAACUGUUCAACCAUGGAAGUAGGGUUUAUAUUCAAGCAAGACCUCUAUUUUUAAAAAAUUGCUGAUUUAAUUUUCUGUAAAAUAAAUCUUACUGGGAUCUUACUUUUAAAUCAGAUAAUCUUGUUUUAACUGCACUUUUCUGAAAAUAAAUCAGUUAUUCAAUUAUGCUCAGUACUCCCAUGUGAUCGAUUAGAGAAUGGUUGUAGUUUCAGAAAAUAAACGAAAAUAAACUACCUUCUGAUGACUCAA
Anguilla anguilla (European eel) is the source of this 3140-nucleotide messenger RNA. It is a transcript of the gene trim105, whose product is annotated as tripartite motif containing 105. NCBI's taxonomy places the organism in Eukaryota, Metazoa, Chordata, Actinopteri, Anguilliformes, Anguillidae. Gene Ontology annotation, molecular function: protein binding. The coding region runs from base 138 to 1430 and encodes 430 amino acids. The record is from RefSeq and is a predicted model, not a curated record. The transcript has 7 exons.